Messenger RNA from Yamadazyma tenuis ATCC 10573, 1769 nucleotides. The record is from RefSeq and is a predicted model, not a curated record. Lineage: Eukaryota; Fungi; Ascomycota; Pichiomycetes; Serinales; Debaryomycetaceae.
GCACUAGACUAGCCUAACAAAUGUCAUCUAAAGUAAUCAUAAAAAUUACUAAUGUACGCUGCUACCAUCAGAAGAAGUAUACAUCUUUUAAGGCCCGUGAGGCCCAUUCGGGUACCCAUUUAUCCUACUAGGAGGCUAUACUCAGUCGAACCCAGAACAUUAAAAGCGGCCACCCUCAAGCCGGCGGUUAACGAUUUUGCAAAGACCAGAUUGGUGAGUGGUCAAACAAACAUGAAGAUUGCCAUUACAGAAAGAGCCGGACAGAAACUAAGCCUGAUAGCAGAAAAAGACAACAAUCCAAACUCUGUGUUACUCAUAAAAGUGGAAAGUGGCGGGUGCCACGGAUUCCAGUAUGAUAUUAAAUUGACAGACUUAAAAGAAGAAUUGACGAACAAUCCCGAUUUGCUAGUAUUCAAGAGAUCAUCACCGCUGAACGCCCAGAUAGUCAUUGAUGAGAGCUCUCUCCAGAUCUUGCAAGACUCCAAACUUGACUAUACGACCGAACUUAUAGGGAGUCAAUUUAAAGUAGUUGAAUCUCCUUAUACCACAUCUGCGUGUGGAUGUGGUAGUUCGUUUGAUUUUGAUUUUGACAAGUUGGCACAGAAACAAGGAGAAAGCAUUUGAACAGGAGUAUAUGAUAUUUAAUGUAUACAGAAAAUAAGAAUAAGCAUUUAGACAGCUAAUAACUCUUUAAUCGAGUCAAUGGAUUUCGAAGCAAAAUAUCUAACAUCGGAGUCGUUAUCGUUAACCAAAAUAUCCAAGUUCUUCAACACAUUUUGUUCAAUAACAGGGCUAUCACCUUGCUUCCCAGCCAAUGUUUCGGAAAUGCGCAAAUAGCUUGUGGCCAAAUUGAAUCUGAUGUUUGGUACUUUGUCAUCAAUCAAGUCGUUCAAGAAAGGUAACACCUUUUCGGUUAUAAUUUGGUGGUCUAAUACAGGAAUCAACUCAUUCAAAGCAAACACACAAGUUAUUCUUAUAAUAAAGCUUGCAAAAUCAAUAUUAAUUUCAUCAUUAUCAUUAUCGUCAUGAAUUGUAUCAUCAUUGUUGUCAUUAUUGUUUAAUGUUGAACUGUGAGUGUUGUUCUUGAUCGAAACCAACUUAUCUAUGAUGUACUUGUCAGCCCAAGCCGAACCAAAAAUCUCUGUGAUCUUUCUCAAAUUCUUCACUGACGCUUCUCUUAUAGCAUACACAGAAUCCCAUAACCAUGACAAGCACAAGGUUAACAAUUCCUUGUUAAAGAAUUCUUCUCCUAGCUGGUCAGCCAACUUUGGAAUGUAUUCGAUGAUGGCCAAUCUGACUCUCCAUUUAGAAUCCUGGGCCAAUUCAGUGAUGGCAGGUAACAAACUGGUGGUUAACAAGUUUAUGCCGAUGGUUUCGUUUACUAUCGAUAAAUUCGAAAUGAUGUUCAAUCUCACAUCGGGAAAUUCAUCCUUCAACAUGUUGAGGAAAAUAGGUAAUAAUUUAUCAAUGGUGGAUUGUUUGGACAAAAUGGAUGACAACUCAGUAAUGUUUAAUGCCAAUGAACUUCUAACAUUUUCUUGAGGGUCUUGACUUAACUCGUUAACCACGGGCAAAAUCUUGUUUAAGAUGGUUGGUUUCAAGGCUUCGUAUUUGUUCAACAGUUUGCAGAAUGCUGGUAAUUGCUUAGCAAUGGCCUUUCUGACUUCUCCUUCAUUAUCCUUCAUCAAAGAAAUAAAAGGCUCAAUCAAUUUGGUCAAUUUGGCCUCUUCAUUACCAAAGUUCUCGGCAAUUCUGUUGAAUCUGUCUGC